Molecule: messenger RNA, 277 nt
Organism: Paramuricea clavata
Lineage: Eukaryota; Metazoa; Cnidaria; Anthozoa; Malacalcyonacea; Plexauridae
Source: the annotation of a GenBank genome assembly
AUGAUAAAUUACAGAUAUGAGCAACAAAACAUGACCAAUAUAUCAGCAGAAGCAAUGUCUCAACUUCUUCAAAACAACAAGUUGAUCAUGUCACGUGAUGGUCAUGCGACUUUGAUAAAGAAUGACGUCACUUAUGAAUAUGGUGGGAUUUCCAGAGGCGGAGGAACCAAUAUGAUUGGUUUAAUUGCACUUUCAAUUGCAUUUGGGGUUGUUUUGAAUAUUAUUAAAGAAGAUGGAUUGCCUUUGGUUAACUUGUUCAGAUCAUUGUGGACUGCAA